Messenger RNA from Dictyostelium discoideum AX4, 3849 nucleotides. RefSeq lists its product as hypothetical. NCBI's taxonomy places the organism in Eukaryota, Evosea, Eumycetozoa, Dictyosteliales, Dictyosteliaceae. The coding region runs from base 1 to 3849 and encodes 1282 amino acids. The transcript is spliced from 7 exons. The record is from RefSeq and is a predicted model, not a curated record.
AUGAAUAAAUUUUUUAUUUGUACUGUUAUUAUUAUUUUAUAUUUAAAUUUUACUUUAUCAAUUUUUGUUUUACAAACAAAUUUUAAAAAUAAAUAUGCAACAUUUGGGGGAUGUAAUUUUGAAACUUCAAUAGUCAUUGACAGUGAAGAAAUUGAAAACAUUGAUUGGGUCGCCCUGGAUAAUACUACAACUAUUUUCCAAUACCAGUUAGAGAAAUUUAGUGGUACAAUCACUUCACCUGUAUAUUUUUCAGCAAAUAUUGGAGAUAUAAUUUUUUAUGUCAAUGUUACUUCUAAAAAUCCAAGCUCUUCCCAAAUAUUUCCUCAAAAAAUUAUAUGUUAUGGUUUGGAAGAUAAUACAGACCCACCAUGGUUAUCAACAUUUAAUGUUGAUGUUUUUAGUGCAUCUCUUUCUUUUGAUUUUAAUAAAUAUAAACUAACAUUUAGGGGUGCACCAGAUGAUUUUUCACCAAUUUGGAGUAUAUUUAUAGGAUCUGAACAAUAUGAUCUCCCAUCCCCAAAAAAAAGUUCAAUUAGUUACGAUAAUAUGACAAUACUUCAUUAUGAACCAAGCGAAUUUGAAAUGAUUUCCUCUUUUGACUAUCCCCAAUACUGGUUCACUUUUAAACCAAUUGAAAGAUAUCCAUAUAUCAAUGUGAUGGAAUCUCCAUUUAAACCAAAGGUAGUCUCGAGUAAUAUUGAUGGAACCUUUAACUAUUUCAUAAAUCUAAAAUCAAUUUAUUAUGGGAGUCUAAACUUUAAAUUACAGUAUCAAAAUUAUUCAAAAUUAUCAAAAAUUAAAAAAAUAUAUAAUAAUACUUAUUUUCUAUUAAAUAUUUCAAAUAUAACAACCAAUGAAAUUGUUUUGAACAAUAAUAGAUUAUUUAAUAUUAAUUGUUUUAUAAAGAACCAAAUAAAUAGAAAAGAAAUUGAAUAUACUUGGAAAAGAUUUCUUUGGGAUACCACAUCAGUUGCUGGUUUUCCAUUUGGAUAUGGUAGUGGAAAUAAUAAUGAAUUUAUAAUGGAUUUUUCAGUUUUAACAACAUUAAAUUUAUCUGAUCAAGGAUAUACAUUUGAUAUUGGUGGAGAAACAAUAAAUUUUAAUGGUCCCAAUACAAAUUCAUCAGGCCCAACAAUUUUAGAGUAUAGAGAACAAGAUUAUUUUUUCAAUGUUAGAAGGGUUUAUUUGAAAUAUUCGACCCAAUUUAGUAUUUCAAGUAUAAUAUUAAAUAGUUAUAGUGGGGGUUAUAAAUCAAAUGGUAUUUAUCAAUAUUAUUCAACAGAUUUCAAUAUAUUAAGUGGUGAUUUAAAAAAUGGUGAAUUGGAGUUUUUCUAUCAAUAUAAUAUAAUGAGUGGACCUGAUUUUGAAAUUUUGCUAACUGAUACAAAUUCUAUUUCCACCGAACUAUUGCUAUCUUAUCCUGUUUUAAAUAAUUUUGGAUUUAAUGUUGAAUCAAUAUCAAAUAUAAGUUUCUUAUUUAAUGAUGUUAAUUUAACAAACUCAUAUGGUUAUAAUAUUAUGUAUCUUGAAACAAAUGAUUCUCCAUUGUCAUUUGAUCCAUAUCUUCAAAUAAUACCUCAAUGGGAUAAUAUAACAAUUAAUGGUGAAUGGAUUAAUUCAAGAUAUGAAUUUAAAUUUUUUAUGCCUCCAAAUAUUGUUCCAGGUGAUUUUGAAUAUGCAAUUAGAACACCAGGUUUACAUUAUAUUUUAAAUACUGAAUUACCUUAUGAAUACCAAUUGAAUGUAAUAUGUGAUCGUAUUGAUUUAAUGGGACCAAUUGUAACAACAAUGAAUAAAAAUCCAAGUUUAGGUGUGGCAUUAAUAGAUAAUGAAAAUUAUAAUAUUAGUUGGGUAGUUACAAUUAAUGAUUAUUCAGGUUUCAAUAAUGGUUAUGUUGUUGUUAUUGGUUCAAUUGAUAAUAUUCUUUAUAAUGUUUCAAUUGUUUCACCAAUUGAAUAUUCAAAUGAACUUACAUAUCAAAUCAAUAUAACAUUAAAUAAUAAUACAUGUACGUCUCAAACAUACUCAAUUGCAGAAAUGGUAUUGUAUGAUAGAUAUGGUUUAAAUUCAACUUUCUUUAUGAAUAAAGCUAUAGAUUAUACUCCAAAUAUCAAUCCAUUAUAUCCAAUUAAAGAUAAAAGUUUUUUCUCAAUUGAAACUGAAUGUCCAGGUGGUGUUUUCACUCAACCAGAAUUAAAAUCAUUUGAUUUUGAACCAAAAAGUAUUAAUGUUGGAUCAUUAAAUAGAGAUGUAACAUUUACAUAUGAAAUUUCAAUUGGAUCAGGUAUUAAAGAAUAUCCAAUUGUUUAUUUAACAAGUGCAACUUUCCAAAAAAUUAAAUGUAAUGAUGUAAUUACGACACAAGUAAAUUCAACAUUCAACCAAUACAAAUGUACAUUAACAAUACCGUAUGGAUUUGGAUUACCACAAGAUAUUAUGGUUAAUCUUUAUGGUUUAAUUGGAUUUGGUGAAUACUUUGGUUACUCAUCGCCUACAUUAAGAACCAUGGGAUAUCCAUUUUUAAUUGAAACAAGCUUCACUGUAAUGGAUUCUCAGAGUCCUGGAUUAAUUACAGGUACAAGUCUAAUAUCAACAGAAGGUGGUUCAUUAUUGAUAUAUGGUAAAUUCCCAAUAAAUGGUGAUUUUAAUGUUGAAUUCAGUCAAGGUUAUUCAUUAACACCUUCAAAGAAAUCUGGUUCAAUUAUUAAAGUCGAUGAUGUAAAACCAUCAAAUGAUCCAUUUACAAUUUCAAUUAAAAAUGGAAAUUCAAGAUCAAACAUGUACACAAUCACACCAUACAGAAUUAAAUACUUUAGACCAAUUUUAACAUCCAAAUGUAGAGGUACACCAAUUUGUGGUGGUCCAACCCAGGGUACCUGCGAUGAUGUAUUAGGUUGUAUUUGUAAUUCUCCAUGGGUUGGUGUAGAUUGUAAUUCUAAAGUUAUUGUUGUGCCUCAACCAGAAUUCAAUAAUACAUCUCCAACAAUUAUAUUAAAUGGUACAUCAGACAAUUCAGAAUCAAGCAUUGUUGCUUUAGUAAGUGUUGUAGCAAUUAGAGAGAUCGAUUAUAAUAAUAAAGUUUUACAUAUGUAUUCAUUUGAUAAAUGGGAUUAUAUUUCAAAUAAUUCUAAAUUAUCAACAUAUUCAUCCAAUAUUAUAAAUAAAAAUGGAACAACAACACCAAUUUCAGUUAGUAUUGAAUACUUUGAAAAUGAAAGAAAAAUUGAAUUUGCAGGUCAAGAAAUUAAAAUGAAACCAUCAUCAAUUAAAUAUACAAUUUAUAUUGAGAAAUAUCCAUUUUCAACUAGAUUGAGCCAAUUGCAAUUAAUUUUAUCAGCAACUGCUAUAAUUAAUUCAGAUUCAGAUUCAUGUUCAAAUAAAGAAUUUGAUAGCACAACGAGUCAAGGUUCAGAUUUUAUUAAAUUAUCAAUAUCAAAUAAAAGUUUAUAUGGUAGAUUAAUUAAAAGAGCAUUGGUUGAUUCAGUUCCAAUUACAAUUUCAAAUGAAUUAUUAGAUAAAUCAUUAGGUGCAAUUAGUGAUUCGCACACAUCUCAAUCAUUUAUUGGUAUUAAUGUACCAAUCUAUAACAAAAAUGUAAUAAUUGAUCCAGAUUUCUCAUUACUUCUCAAUUCAAAUCCAUCAACAACAAAUGAUAAUGAAAAUUCAAUAUGCUCACCAAAACCAUCAUCUGGAUUAUCAAAAGCACAAUUGGCUGGAAUUAUCGUUGGUUGUUCUGUUGCUGCUAUUGCAAUAACUUUUGCUACUAUUGUUACAAUAUAUAAAAAGAAGGUCAUUGCUAAACAAAUGAAAACAUUUUCAGCAAAAUUAAAACCAAUGUCUGAAAAUUAA